AUGGGAUCCCUUCAGCGGUCUCAGUGCCUGUCACCUCCUUUUCUUUUUGCCCUGAGAAAUUGGUCUCCUUGUCUCAGGCAUCUCCUAAGUCUGCAGCCUCUGACGCUAAGCCGACUCCCCCGGAGUCGGGCGUUCUCGAGGCAGCGGCGCUUCCUAGGUGGCGAGGCGGCGGUGCCCACUUUCCCUCCCCGCCCUCCCCGCCUCUGCCAGCCCCGCGGCCCUCCCCCGCUCGCACUCACAGGUCGAGCGGCCCGCAGGCUCCCUCGGCAACGUUCCGCCCGGUCCAGAGCGCUUCCCCGCGGCCUUUCGCCCAGCCGGAAAGAGGCCUGGGCGAGCGGCGGCGCCACGUCCCCAAGGAAACCGCAGGGAGCCAAUGACGGACGGCAGACCCGCGAACAGGGGCCCAGCCUCCUCCUAGCCGGGGCCGCGGGCGAACUAGUAGCGCCGCCGCACCUCCGCCCCGACGGGCCCGGUAGGCGCUCCCGAGAGCCGGGCGAAGCGGUGCAGGAGUGCCCUGCGCCCGCUGCCCUCCUGGCGGCGCGAUUUCUCCGCCGGCUUCGUGCUGCGCCGCCGCUUCCAGGACUGAGCGGCGCCGGCAGAGAAACAGAAAUGGGGGACAAUAUCGUUUACACCGAAUUCCUUCAACAUUCACUGAAUGUCUACUGUGUGCCAGACGUAAGCCCCUGUGCCCCUGCCCUCUCGGACCUGACAGUAAUACAUAGAGAGGUCUGCCAAGAGAAUCUUGAGGGAAAUAGAGAUUCUCUAUUUUCCUCCCCGACACCUAUUUCAUCCAGGCCAGGAUGGAGGAAUAUGAAAAAAGAGCUGGAGAAGAUGAAGAACAUAAUUCCGUUUGAUCAGAUGACCACUGAGGACCUGAGUGAAGUCUUCUCAGAAGCCAAAUCAGACAAGAAGAAGGACCCCUAUUGGCCUCAUAAGCCAAUCGAAAAAGCCCCACUUGAGUUGGGGAGAAAGCUCUGGCCCCCGUAUUAUAAACACUGGACACCAAAAGUAAUAUAUGGUAAGAAAAAAAAAAAGAUCAAACAAAUAAACAACCCUUUAAGUGGAAGAUUACACACUUAUCCAAAAAAUAUAUACAGAUAACCAAUAAACCCAUGAGGUAUUCAACAUUAUUAGUGAUGAGGGACAUGCAGAUUAAAACUAUAAGGAAAUGCUACCACGUACCCACUAGAAUGGCUAUAAGCUAAGAGAGUAAUUUGCCAAGAAUGUGGUACUGUGUGCCGCAAUGUCAUGAGGAUCCUUAGCGGCUCUCUGGAGAGGCCCAUGUGGAGAGGAACCGAGGCCUUCUGCCAACCGGCAGUAUCAACUUGACAGCUGUGUAAGUGAGUCACUGUGGAAGUGGAUUCUCCAGCCCCAGUCAAGCCUUCAUGUAACUGCAGAUCCUGCUGACGUCUUGACUUGUGCUUCCUAUGCCCAGCCCUAACCUCUCUUCUAAACCACCAUCAUAUACCUCACCAGCAGAAACUGGUAAUAAAUGUUUAUUGCUGCUCUAAGCCACUAUGCUUUAUAGUAAUUUGUAACAGAGUAGCACAUAACUAAUUUACAACCACAUAGGAUUAAAAAAAUAAUAGAUGGGGCACCUGGGUGGCUCAGUGGGGGAAAGCCUCUGCCUUCAGCUCAGGUCAUGAUCCCAGGGUCCUGGGAUCGAGCCCUGCAUCAGGCUCUCUGCUCAGCAGGGAGCCUGCUUCCCUUCCUCUCUCUCUGCUUACCUGUGAUCUCUGUCUGUCAAAUAAAUAAAUAAAAUCUUUAAAAAAAAAAAAAAAGAAAGAAAGAAAGAAAGAAUAGAUACAUUGGCUGGCACAUAGUAGGCCCGUCAUAAAUGUUGGCUGUUAUCAUUGUGUAAUGCAUACAUGGGUUUUUUUUCCCCUAGCAAGUACAAGUUUCUUGCAAAGGAGGACUUCAGUUCAUUCCUUUUUUUGUUUGUUUGUUUCACUCUCCACCUCUCCUCAUCCUUCUUAGUCCCCAGCACAGUGCUGGGCAGACAUACAGCAGGAGCCCAGUAAGUAACUCAAAGGGAGGCAAAGAAAUCCAAAGGUGAAAUAGUUUUAUCUUUGUCACUCGAAGGAUAAUUUUCACCACCUGAAAUAUUAGAUUAACCUCUUUGUUAUAGUUAAUGUAAAUGCCUGGGCUUUUAUAUGUUAUUUUGGAAUGAGUAAGCUGUAAAGGCAAGGAAGUCUAAGGGGUGAAGAGAAAAGAUUUGAUUAAUUAAAAGGAGAUAAUGAAGAAACAAGCAUCAGACAAGGCAAAAGACCAGGUAAGAGGGUCAGGGAUGUGCCUGUAUAAAAAAGAAUAAAAAAAUGGGAAUUGGACCCAGAGGACAACAAGGAAAAUCACACUGAUAAAUCAGGGAUUCAAGGUUCAUGGGUUGGAGACCCACAUCUGCUGCCUUAAUUUGUUGUUUGUUGGUAAUUAUGUUGUUUCUGUUGUCAAUAAAGUUUGUUGGGGCACCUGGGUGGCUCAGUGGGUUAAAGCCUCUGCCUUCAGCUCAGGUCAUGAUCCCAGGGUCCCAGGAUUGAGCCCCGCAUCGGGCUCUCUGCUCAGUGGGAAGCCUGCUUCCUCCUCUCUCUCUGCCUGCCUCUCUGCCUACUUGUGA
Mustela lutreola (European mink) is the source of this 2611-nucleotide messenger RNA. RefSeq lists its product as uncharacterized. The transcript is spliced from 6 exons. Gene Ontology annotation, molecular function: proton transmembrane transporter activity. Bases 1 to 1101 code for a protein of 366 amino acids. The record is from RefSeq and is a predicted model, not a curated record. NCBI's taxonomy places the organism in Eukaryota, Metazoa, Chordata, Mammalia, Carnivora, Mustelidae. Gene Ontology annotation, biological process: proton motive force-driven ATP synthesis.